Molecule: messenger RNA, 972 nt
Organism: Leptidea sinapis
Lineage: Eukaryota; Metazoa; Arthropoda; Insecta; Lepidoptera; Pieridae
Exons: 2
Coding region: 127-744 (205 amino acids)
Biological process (GO): regulation of cilium beat frequency involved in ciliary motility; positive regulation of cell motility; cilium assembly
Cellular component (GO): ciliary basal body; motile cilium
Source: RefSeq, a predicted model, not a curated record
CAUAAAGUCCAUGGUAUUAGAAAUAGGAGGAAGUAACUCACCAUUCUUGAUGAAACUGGAACAAGACGUCGAUUUCGUGUAUCAAAUUUUCAAAGUAGUACACAAAUAUUACCUUUGUGUACGGUUAUGCCAAUUGGCCUUUCUGAUGGAUGGAACCAAAUUCAAUUUAAUUUAGCGGAGUUUUGUAGACGUGCUUACAAAAAACAGUAUGUUGAAGUACAAAAACUAAAAAUCAAUGCAAAUAUACGACUUAGAAGAGUUUAUUUUACUGAAAGAUUGAUACCGGAUGACGAACUACCCGCUGAAUACAAGUUAUAUUUCCCUCUGAGUGCUAAGCCAAAAGAAAAAUUUGUUACAAAAGCCAGUAACAAUAAGGAAAAUAAAAUUGUAUCUGAACAAGCAAUUAAGACAGUGGAUAUAGAAGCUACAACCAGGACUGUUCACAGAACUUCUAAAACAUCAUCACAUUCUGUUCCAAAGACACCUUCUCAACAUUCUCACAAGGAAUCUAAAAUUGAAAUAAAAACUGAAGCCAAAAUAGAAAAUAAAGUGGCACUUGAAUCAGACACUACUAAACCGGAAGACAAUGGAGCAAAACCAGAUGAUGGAGAGAAGGUAGAAGAAAAAGUCGACUUAACUGAGGCUCAGGAAGAAAUAACAGAAGAAGUAGAAAACAAAGAAGAACAAGAAAGAAAAUCUGAGCCUGUUACAGCAGAUCCCGAAGCCUUAGAAGUAGAAGCGUAGUAGAACUACGCUACUUUAACCAUAGAAGCGCCCUAAAAGAGUUUCCUAAAAUUUGGAAAAAAUAUGAAGGUAUUUGUUAUUAAGAUUACUGCUUACUUGGUAUUAGAAAUGAUUCAAGCAGUGUAUUAUGCGCUUUAAAAUCAAAAAGUCGCGCAAACUUAAACUAUAAAUGUACCUACAAUGUGUGAAUUUUAAUAGUUCUACAUAAAAUUAUUUUCUUGUUGAACA